This is a messenger RNA of Alexandromys fortis (reed vole), 1727 nucleotides long. RefSeq names its product forkhead box protein D4-like. Bases 1 to 1317 code for a protein of 438 amino acids. NCBI's taxonomy places the organism in Eukaryota, Metazoa, Chordata, Mammalia, Rodentia, Cricetidae. Gene Ontology annotation, biological process: cell differentiation; anatomical structure morphogenesis; regulation of transcription by RNA polymerase II. The transcript has a single exon. Gene Ontology annotation, molecular function: RNA polymerase II cis-regulatory region sequence-specific DNA binding; DNA-binding transcription factor activity, RNA polymerase II-specific. The record is from RefSeq and is a predicted model, not a curated record.
AUGAACUUGGCAAGAGCUGGGCGCCUUUGCUCCACUCCGCAGCCCAGUCCCCUAAGCUCCGACCGGGAUGAGGUUGAGAUCGACGUGCUGGCAGAGGAGGAAGAUGGAGACCAGACGGAGGACGAGGAAGAGAAGGGGGAGAUAAGCCAGAUGUGCCUGGAGCCACAGUUGCCGGGGUCCGGGGCCCGCUCGCUUCCCUGGAGGAGCACGGGGGACCGCGGCGACCUGAGCAACCCCUCCGGGCUCGUCCGCAAGUUCCGAGCGCCGCGGACAGCCGCGACCGCCGCCACGGACGGUCCGCAGCCCGCCAAGCCCCCGUACUCCUACAUUGCGCUCAUUACCAUGGCCAUCCUGCAGAGCCCGCACAAGCGCCUGACACUCAGUGGCAUCUGCGCCUUCAUCAGCAGUCGCUUUCCCUAUUACCGCCGCAAGUUCCCCGCCUGGCAGAAUAGCAUCCGCCACAACCUGUCGCUCAACGACUGUUUCGUCAAGAUCCCCCGCGAGCCGGGCCACCCGGGCAAGGGCAACUACUGGAGCCUGGACCCCGCUUCCCAGGACAUGUUCGACAAUGGUAGCUUCCUCCGGCGCAGGAAGCGCUUCAAGCGCCACCACCCGCCCCCGGGAGGCCACCCGCACUGUCCCUUCCCUCCACACGCUGUGCCCGCAACCCUGCACGUCUCCCACCCAAGCCUCCUGCUCCGCUACCCUACGCCGCUGCAGCCCGGCCUCGGAACCCGUCCCACCGCCCCGCCCGGGAGUCGCCCCUGCAUGCCGCUGCACCCCCAUCCUCUCCGCUACCUGCUACUCUCCACCCCCGCCUACGCCGAAGCGCCUAGAAAAGCCAAAGAUGCGGACCCGGCCGCACCCCGUGCCAUCCCCGCACUGUCACCUGUACUGAGUUCCCAGCCUUGGGGCGGGAACGAGGACGCGAAAUCUCGGCCGGGUCGAGGGUGUACCUCGUUCACCAUUGAGAGCAUCAUGCAGGGGGUCAGAGGAGGAGGAACUGGGGCUGUGCAGAGUCCGCCCUCGGUUCCGUGGAGCUACUGCCACCUGCUGCAGCACCCAGCGUGCCUGCUGCACCCCCAGGCUGUUUCCCCUUUGCUGCAAGUGUCCGCCGCCGCCCGGACAGUGUUGCAGCCUCAGCCUCAGCAGGAGGAGCACUGUUCCAGGAGCUGCGCUCCAGGUAAAGGCGCGAGGCUGGGCCGGCACCUGUCGGCCGUUGCUGCGCUGCUGAAGCAUCAACCUGCCGCCGAGGACAGCAGACUGACAACUCUGGCCGCCUUUUCGGGCAGAGAGGGGACCUUGCCAGCGUUCUAAACAAUGUCCAAGCCCAGUCUCCGGGCUGAUUCACCCUGGCACACCUGGAGUCAAGAGGUAGGGCGGAACCACUCGCUGUCUAGGUUUGCAUCACUUGCCUGCUAGACUUGUGCGUGGAAAACCAGCAGCGGAGCAUGCAGUAAGUCCCGCCAAACUUUUUACUACUGUGUUCUGCUCUCUUGAUAACCCAAACGCAGGGCAAUCUGUGAGCUUCAGGUCUCGCCUUGUCUUGUCCUCUUCAGUUGUGGCUUCCACGGCGUUUCCGAUUUGCAUACUUCCCGGGGACCUAUGAACUAUGAACGUGAGUGCGAUGUUUUGUUGUUAAUAAAAAACAGAACAGCUGGCAACACAAAACACCCCCAUCUCCAUUCCUUAGGGACUGCAGUUGAUCCCCAGUCAAAUGCAGAAUG